UCCAUAUUUUGGUCCAAUCUCUCAUUUUUCAAACCUAACAUAAACAAUUGAACCGUUCAGAUUUUGGUUCACCUGAUUGAACCAUCAGGUCCAGGUUUUUUCAACCAUGCUGGUCUACUGUUCUCCGUUUCCCAGUUUUUGAUAAUCGAAUCGGUGAAGGAAGCUUAUUUUGUUUUUGAUCGUCGACUGAGUUUGUGCGUCCUUAGAAUCUAAAACAUUCUGACCCCAAAAAUGUUGAAGCUCUCUUCUUCUUCUUCGUCGUCAUCAUCAUCAUCAUCUUCUUCAAGAAUUGUCGCUGCUUUCCUCAAGCUUCACUUCAAACGUCUUCAAGUCAACCCCUUCUCCUCCUCCCACCACCACCACCAACUCCCUUCAAAUCCCACUUCCUCAAAUUCCGCUCUUUCCCACUUCCUUUCUCGCUCUCCCCACCCCCACUCUCGCACUACCCCUUUCUCUAACCUUUACAUUGCUAAGCCCAAUCAUCCCUUUUCCCCUUCUGGGUUUAGGUUCUUUUCCUUUAAAUCCUCCAAUUCUGCUCCCAAAUUCGAUGCCCAUUUCGCCAAAAACCUUCUUCAGAAGCCGGCCAAUGUCUUCGCUUCCGCUUUGUCUAGGUACCGGGAGGCUGUUGCUUUGCAUUUCGAUGCUUUUUUCAAGAGGAAUUACUUGUUUCUAUUUGGUGUUGGAGGAUUUCUACUCUGUGCUUUGCUUUGGAGGAUUAUGUUUGGCAUUGCCAACACUUUUGUUGGCCUCUCUGAAGGAAUGGCCAAGUAUGGCUUCCUUGCUCUUUCCACUGCAAUUGUUUCUUUCGCUGGCUUGUAUGUUCGCUCAAGAUUAACAAUAAAUCCUGACAGAGUCUAUAGAAUUGCCAUGAGGAGGCUUAACACAGCUCCUGGGAUUCUUGAGGUUAUGGGUGCACCACUUGCAGGAACUGAUUUAAGAGCUUAUGUAAUGUCUGGUGGUGGACUUACACUGAAGAAUUUCAAACCAAAAUUUAGGAGAAAGCGGUGUUUUCUUAUCUUCCCCGUCCAAGGUUCUGAGAAAAAGGGUCUUGUGAGUGUUGAAGUCAAGAAGAAAAAGGGCGAGUAUGAUAUGAAGCUAUUAGCAGUAGACAUUCCAAUGGCAUCAGGACCUGAUCAGCGGCUAUUCCUGAUUGGAGAUGAAAAAGAGUACAAGGUUGGUGGUGGAUUGAUCUCCAUGCUGAGAGAUCCGGUAGUGAAAGCAAUGGCUGCAACCAAGGAAUUUGAUGAUCUUGACCAAAUUGAGGAGGAGGAGGAUGCUGAGCGAGAACUUCAAGAGGCCGAAAGAAAGCGCCGUGAAGAAAUUGAAAAGCUUGAAAAAGAUGGCAAUCAAUGAUGGCUAGCCAUAUUUUGUUCUUCUUUCUUGCUUUUGUUUACUGAAGUUUCCGAAAGUUUGCUUGAGGCUUUAACAAUGCCGGAUAUUACUUGAUUUUAUGAGGAAUGCCCUUCAUUAUACUGAUUGUGGCCAUUGCUUUUUCCAAAUCAACUUCCUUGUACUCAAAUGCCCCAGUGAAACAAAUAAAUUGUACAAUUGACAUACUGUGCAUAA
Gossypium arboreum is the source of this 1566-nucleotide messenger RNA. RefSeq lists its product as uncharacterized. NCBI's taxonomy places the organism in Eukaryota, Viridiplantae, Streptophyta, Magnoliopsida, Malvales, Malvaceae. Gene Ontology annotation, cellular component: intracellular membrane-bounded organelle. The record is from RefSeq and is a predicted model, not a curated record. The transcript has 3 exons. Bases 232 to 1353 code for a protein of 373 amino acids.